Messenger RNA from Quercus robur (English oak), 2302 nucleotides. RefSeq lists its product as uncharacterized. Bases 1 to 2115 code for a protein of 704 amino acids. NCBI's taxonomy places the organism in Eukaryota, Viridiplantae, Streptophyta, Magnoliopsida, Fagales, Fagaceae. The record is from RefSeq and is a predicted model, not a curated record. Gene Ontology annotation, molecular function: hydrolase activity. The transcript is spliced from 5 exons.
AUGACUUCCACCACCAAAGAAGUAGACUUAGAGAUUCUUCCUUUCAUCCGGGUCUACAAGGACGGUUCAGUGGAACGCCUCGAAGGCUCACCAUUUGUUCCACCAACACCUGAUCAAGACCCAGAAACUGGGGUCUCAUCCAAAGACAUAACCAUUUCAGAGAACCCUUCUGUUUCAGCUCGCCUUUACCUCCCAAAACUUACUGACCACACCCAAAACCAAAAGCUCCCCAUCUUAGUCUACUUCCAUGGUGGUGCCUUUUGCAUAGAGUCCGCCUUUGGAAGCAUCUACCACCGCUACCUCAACAACUUAGUCUCCCAAGUCCAUUUUCUUGCUAUCUCGGUCGAGUACAGACUUGCACCAGAACACCUUCUUCCAGCUGCUUAUGAAGACAGCUGGGCUGCACUUCAAUGGGUUGCCUCUCAAUCAGCUGGUAACGAUAAAGAGCCAUGGUUAAUCAAUAACGGUGACUUUGGAAGAAUAUUUAUAGGAGGUGACAGUGCUGGUGGCAAUAUAGUGCAUAACAUGGUCAUGAGAGCUGGUGUUGAAAGCUUGCCUUGUGGUGUUAAAAUUUUAGGUGUUUAUCUUGUCCACCCACAUUUUUUUAGUUCUCAGGCAUAUGGGUCAGAGUCCAAGGAAGGGCACGAGAAGAGCUUGCUGUAUGCAGUUUGGGACUUAGUGUAUCCCUCAGCAACUAGUGGUGUUGACAAUCCAAUGGUCAAUCCUGAAGGGCCAGGUGCACCGAGCUUGACUGGGAUUGGGUGUGAUCGGAUGCUUGUGUGUGUGGCGGGGAAGGAUGAGAUGAUAAAGGAAAGAGGUGUUUGGUAUUUUGAAAUAAUGAGGAAGAGUGGGUGGAAAGGCGAAAUAGAAUUGUUUGAAGUGGAGGAAGAAGGUCAUAUUUUCCAUAUCUUCAAUAUUGAGAGUGAGAAUGCUAAGGCUAUGGUCAAACGCUUGGCUUCUUUUAUCUUCAAUGAGAGAUUCUUUGGAAUCAUAGUUUCUCAAGGGUGCUAUGUAACAUUCCCAAACAAUGGCCUGACGAAAGGCUGCAAUGACUUCCACCACAAGCUCACGUUACAAGCUCACAAAGUCUUCUAUAUCUUCCUUUUACAAGCUCACGUUAAUAGUUCCACUUUCUCUCUUUCUCAACCAAAGGCUGCAAUGACUUCCACCACCAAAGAAGUACCCAUAGAGCUUCUUCCUUUUAUCCGGGUCUACAAGGACGGCUCAGUGGAACGCCUCGAAGACACCCCUAUUGUUCCACCAUCACCUGAUCAAGACCCAGAAACCGGAGUCUCAUCCAAAGACAUAACCAUUAAUUCAGAGAACCCUUCCAUCUCAGCUCGCCUUUACCUCCCAAAACUCACUGCUCACAACCAAAACCAAAAGCUCCCCAUCUUAGUUUACUUCCACGGCGGUGGGUUUUUCCUAGAAUCCGCCUUGUCAAGCCUUUACCACCGCCACCUCAACAACUUGGUCUCCCAAGUCCAUGUUCUCACCAUCUCGGUUGAGUACAGACUUGCACCAGAGCACCUUCUUCCAGCUGCUUAUGAAGACUGCUGGGCUGCACUUCAAUGGGUUGCCUCUCACUCAGUUGGUAACGGUAAAGAGUCGUGGUUAAUCAAUAACGGUGACUAUGAAAGAAUAUUUAUAGGCGGUGACAGUGCUGGUGCCAAUAUAGUACAUAACAUGGCUAUCAGAGCUGGGGUUGAGAGCUUGCAUUGUGGUGUUAAAAUUUUAGGUGCUUAUUCACAACAUCCUUAUUUUUGGAGUUCUAAGCCAAUUAGGGCAGAGCCUAAGGAAGGACACAAGAAAAGCUUGCCGUAUUUAUUUUGGAACUUUGUGUAUCCCUCAGUAACUAGUGGUGUUGACAAUCCAAUGGUUAAUCCAGAAGGGCCAGGUGCACCGAGCUUGGCUGGGCUUGUGUGUGUGGCUGGGAAGGAUUUGAUGAAGGAUAGAGGUGUUUGGUAUUUUGAAAUGGUAAGGAAGAGUGGGUGGAAAGGGGAAGUAGAAUUGUUUGAAGUGGAGGAAGAAGAUCAUAUUUUCCAUAUCCGCAAUAUUGAGACACAGAAUGCUAAGGCUAUGGUCAAACAUUUGGCUUCUUUUAUCUUCGAGUAAAACUAUUUUCUGGCACAUUAUUCUAGGACUGCAGCUUGACAGCAAGGGAUAAUAAUUAUAGCGGUAGUAGAUGCUUCCUGAUGAAUCUUGACGAGUCCCACUUGCUUCCUACCACUGUUUAAGUUUAACUUAUGUUGUUUGAUUGAGGAUUCCUUAUGUCAAAGACGAAUAAAAAUCAUGUGUCUCA